This is a messenger RNA of Miscanthus lutarioriparius, 321 nucleotides long. The record is from the annotation of a GenBank genome assembly. Lineage: Eukaryota; Viridiplantae; Streptophyta; Magnoliopsida; Poales; Poaceae.
AUGGCAUCUUUAUCCCGCACAGCCGCCGCUGCCGCCGUCGCCGUGAGGUCGGCGGUCCGCUCCGCACCCCUUACCGGCCGCGUCCUCGGAGCGCCACUGCCUUCCCUUGCCUCGCCUUCCGCUGCCCGGUCCGCCCGGAUCCUCCGCAGAUCGGCGGCCGCGGCGUCGGCGGGGCUCGAAACGCUAAUGCCGCUGCACAGCGCGGUGGCGGCCGCGCGGCUUAGGUCCUGCAUCGCCGUCGACUCCACCUGCUGGAGCUCGCUCUCGCAAGCUAUGAGGUCAAUCCCCAACCUCAUGACUGAUGAAUAUGUGAAUGAAUAG